AUUCUGAGGUUUAUUUCAGAUUUUCUUGCUUUUCUGGUACUUUACAAUUUUAUCAUACCUAUUUCGCUUUAUGUGACUGUUGAGAUGCAGAAAUUUCUUGGAUCUUUUUUUAUUGGCUGGGAUCUUGACCUCUAUCAUGAAGAAACAAACCAGAGAGCACAAGUAAAUACUUCAGAUCUCAAUGAGGAAUUGGGACAGGUAGAGUAUGUAUUUACAGACAAAACCGGUACAUUAACUGAAAACGAGAUGCAGUUUCGGGAGUGCUCCAUUAAUGGCAUAAAGUACCAAGAGGUCAAUGGUAAACUGACCCCAGAGGGGUUUUCUGAAGAUUCUCCAGAUGGAAAUAGGCACAGUUUGAUGAAAGAGGAAGAACUCUUCUUGAAAGCAGUUUGUCUUUGUCAUACAGUGCAGAUCAAUGCAGAUCAAACAGAUGGUGCUGAUGGUCCCUGGCAUGGCAAUGGGUUAGCACCCCCAUUGGAGUAUUAUGCUUCUUCACCAGAUGAGAAAGCUUUAGUUGAAGCUGCAAGCCGGGUUGGAGUAGUAUUUACUGGAACUAGUGGGGACAGCAUGGAAGUAAAAAGUCUUGGAAAGCCAGAAAGGUAUAAAUUGCUUCAUGUUUUGGAGUUUGAUCCAAAUCGCAGAAGAAUGAGUGUCAUCGUAGAGAGUCCCUCAGGGGAAAAGCUUUUGUUCACAAAGGGCGCAGAAUCUGCCAUUCUUCCUCGUAGUAAGAGUGGAGAAAUCGACAAAACAAGGAUACAUGUGGAUGAGUUUGCUUUGAAAGGACUAAGAACUUUGUGUGUAGCCUACAGAAGAUUCACACCUGAGGAGUAUCGAGAAAUUGGCAAACGCCUUCACGAGGCCAGGACUGCCUUACAACAACGGGAAGAAAGAUUAGCAGAUGUAUUCAACUUCAUAGAAAGGGACCUGGAAUUACUUGGGGCUACGGGAGUAGAAGACAAACUGCAGGAGAAAGUCCAAGAAACUAUAGAAGCACUCAGGUUGGCUGGUAUCAAAGUGUGGGUGCUCACUGGAGAUAAGCACGAAACGGCUGUUAGCGUCAGUUUAUCGUGUGGACACUUCCACAGAACCAUGAACAUCCUGGAGCUUGUGCAGCACAAGUCGGACAGUACAUGCGCAGAGCAACUGAGGCAGCUAGCCAAGAGAAUAAAAGAAGACCAUGUUAUCCAGCAUGGACUGGUUGUGGAUGGGACCAGCCUCUCUCUUGCACUCAGGGAACAUGAAAAACUGUUCAUGGAAGUUUGCAAAAACUGCUCUGCAGUGUUGUGCUGUCGCAUGGCACCCCUUCAGAAAGCAAAGGUAGUGCGACUGUUAAAAACCUCUCCAGAGAAACCUAUAACAUUAGCGAUCGGUGAUGGUGCUAAUGAUGUGAGCAUGAUACAAGAAGCGCAUGUUGGCAUAGGUAUCAUGGGCAAGGAAGGAAGACAAGCUGUAAGAAACAGUGACUAUGCAAUAGCACGGUUUAAAUUCCUCUCCAAGUUGCUUUUUGUUCAUGGGCACUUUUACUAUAUUAGAAUAGCAACCCUUGUACAGUACUUUUUUUAUAAGAAUGUGUGCUUUAUUACACCACAAUUUUUAUAUCAGUUCUUCUGUUUGUUUUCACAACAAACGCUCUAUGACAGUGUAUACCUGACUUUGUACAAUAUUUGUUUCACUUCCUUGCCUGUCCUCAUAUACAGUCUUUUUGAACAGCAUGUGCAUCCGCAUGUAUUACAGAGUAAACCUGUGCUCUAUCGAGACAUCAGUAAAAAUGCCCAUCUCGGGUUUAAACCAUUUCUUUACUGGACUGUCUUGGGCUUCUUUCAUGCAUUUGUUUUCUUUUAUGGCUCGUAUCUUCUUAUGGGAGAAGACACUUCUCUGCUGGGAAAUGGCCAGAUGUUUGGAAACUGGACAUUUGGUACUUUGGUCUUCACUGUUAUGGUUAUAACCGUUACGAUGAAGAUGGCACUAGAAACUCACUUCUGGACAUGGAUAAACCAUUUUGUUACUUGGGGAUCCAUUGUGUUUUAUUUCAUAUUCUCCUUGUUUUAUGGGGGAAUUAUCUGGCCAUUUUUACAUACCCAGGACAUGUACUUCGUAUUUGUUCAACUGUUGUCAAGUGGUUCUGCUUGGUUUGCCAUAAUCCUCAUAGUAGUUGCUUGUUUGUUUCUUGAUGUUGUGAAGAAAGUGCUGUACAGACAUCUACAACCAACAAGUACUGAAAAAGCUCAGCUUACUGAGGCAGGUUCAGGUAUCAACUGCUUGGACUCCAUGUGCUGCUUCUCAGAUGGGGAAACAGCAUGCGCAUCUGCUCGAAGAAUGCUGGAACGACUGAUGGGAAGGUGCAGUCCAGCCCGGGUCAGCAGAUCAUGGAGUUCAUCGGAUCCCUUCUAUGCCACCGACAGAAGCAUCUUGACUCUCUCCACAAUGGACUCGCCCACUUGUUAACAGGGACAGUUGUAAAUGCCUUGUGGAAGCCAUGAGGUGCUACACCUGUAGUAGGUUCUGAAGCGAGUUCAGUUCCAUCCCUGCCCUAGAAACGACCAGCAUGACUUCUAAAUGCAAACAGUGGCUUGUCUGGUGGCCUAGCAUAAGUCAUCUGGACAGAAAUCGCUUCUAGGAUUUUUUUCUAAUUAUAGCCACAAAUUGAUAAAGAUGUAUUUUAUUAUUUUUAAGGACCACUUUUACCUCUGACUGUUUAAUCUUUUUU
Messenger RNA from Mesitornis unicolor (brown roatelo), 2707 nucleotides. RefSeq names its product ATPase, class VI, type 11B (gene ATP11B). The transcript has 19 exons. Gene Ontology annotation, cellular component: endoplasmic reticulum; recycling endosome; plasma membrane. The annotation marks the transcript as partial. NCBI's taxonomy places the organism in Eukaryota, Metazoa, Chordata, Aves, Mesitornithiformes, Mesitornithidae. The record is from RefSeq and is a predicted model, not a curated record. Gene Ontology annotation, biological process: phospholipid translocation. Gene Ontology annotation, molecular function: ATP binding; magnesium ion binding; ATP hydrolysis activity.